AUGCCGCUGCGGACUUUUGAGUCCACUCCGGAAAGUAACCCUCCACUUUGCAGUGACAGGCUUGAUGCUUUGAAGAGGUUAGUGGAACAAGCAAAGGAAGCCAAAAGCAGAAGGAACCAGAAGAACAAAGAAUCAGAAAAGCAAGGAGCUGAUGAUGUUGCCCCGAAGUCCAACGAGAGCAAGAAGCCAGAGGGUGAGACUUCUCUACAGACCACAACUUUGCUUGACAGGUUUGACGAUGCAGAAAGCACACAGGAGCAGAAGGUGGAAGAUGAUGAAGAAAGAAACGAGGAGGAAAGUGAAGAUGAAAAAGAGAAGGCAGCACCAAAGAAAAAAAAGAGCAAUGCUGAGAUAGUGGACAGCAGUGAGGAGGAUGUGACAGCUUUGGCCGCCAAGCCCGAGAAGAAAAAGAGCGAAGCACAGAAGAAGAUCGAGAAGAAGACCAAGAAGAAAGCAGCAAAGGAGGCCAUGGAGGAAGAUGAUGGUGAAGAUACAGAAAAUGAGGCUGAAGAAGAGAAGCCAGCAACAAAGAAAAACAAGAACAAGACCAAGGAGUCAGCAAAGACAGAUGAGGAUGAACCAAAUGAGAAGGCCAGUCGAGUGGGCCAAGCUUUGGUUGUCCAGCCGGAGAAGAAGGAGAUCAGAAAGCCGAAGAAGAAUGAGAAGAAGAUUGAUGAGGAGGAAGCAGAGGAGGAGAUUGAGAAAGAAGAUGACACAGAGGAGCAACAUGAUGUUGAAGAAGAGGAGCCAGCAACAAAGACAAACAAGAACAAGACCAAGGAGUCAGCGAAGACAAAGGAGGAUGAGCCAAAGAAGAAAGGCAGCCGAGUGGCCAAAGCUUUGGUCGCCCAGCCGGAGAAGAAGGAGAUCAAAAAGCCGAAGAAGAACCAGAAGAAGAUUGAUGAGGAGGAAGCAGAGGAGGAGAUUGAGAAAGAAGAAGACAAAGAGGAGGAAUAUGAGGUUGAAGAAGAGAAGCCAGCAACAAAGAAAAACAAGAACAAGACCAAGGAGUCAGCAAAGACAGAGGAGGAUGAGCCAAAGAAGAAGGCCAGCCGAGUGGCCAAAGCUUUGGUUGUCCAGCCAGAGAAGAAGGAGAUCAAAAAGCCCAAGAAGACCGAGAAGAAGACUGAUGAGGAGGAAGCAGAGGAGGAGAUUGAGAAAGAAGAUGACACAGAGGAGGAAUAUGAGGUUGAAGAAGAGGAGCCAGCAACAAAGACAAACAAGAACAAGACCAAGGAGUCAGCAAAGACAAAGGAGGAUGAGCCAAAGAAGAAAGCCAGCCGAGUGGCCCAAGCUUUGGUCGCCAAGCAGGAGAAGAAGGAGAUCAGAAAGCCCAAGAAGACCGAGAAGAAGACUGAUGAGGAGGAAGCAGAGGAGGAGAUUGAGAAAGAAGAAGACACAGAGGAGCAACAUGAUGUUGAAGAAGAGGAGCCAGCAACAAAGAAAAACAAGAACAAGACCAAGGAGUCAGCAAAGACAGAGGAGGAUGAGCCCAAGAAGAAAGCCAGCCGAGUGGCCCAAGCUUUGGUCGCCAAGCAGGAGAAGAAGGAGAUCAAAAAGCCCAAGAAGACCGAGAAGAAGAUUGAUGAGGAGGAAGCAGAGGAGGAGAUUGAGAAAGAAGAAGACAAAGAGGAGGAAUAUGAGGUUGAAGAAGAGAAGCCAGCAACAAAGAAAAACAAGAACAAGACCAAGGAGUCAGCAAAGACAAAGGAGGAUGAGCCAAAGAAGAAAGCCAGCCGAGUGGCCCAAGCUUUGGUCGCCAAGCAGGAGAAGAAGGAGAUCAGAAAGCCCAAGAAGACCGAGAAGAAGAGUGAUGAGGAGGAAGCAGAGGAGGCGAUUGAGAAAGAAGAUGACAAAGAGGAUGAAUCUGAGGUUGAAGAAGAGAAGCCAGCAGCAAAGAAAAGUAAGAGAGAGACACAGGAGACAGCAAAGAAGGAUGAGGAUGAGCCAAAGAAGAAGGCCAGCCGAGUGGCCCAAGCUUUGGUCGCCCAGCCGGAGAAGAAGGAGAUCAAAAAGCCCAAGAAGACCGAGAAGAAGACUGAUGAGGAGGAAGCAGAGGAGUCAAAAGGAAAGGGGCAGCCCAUGAUGAAGCGCAAGAAUCAUGAAGAUGAAGAUGCUACCCCGAAGCCGAGCGGGCCCAAGAAGAUGAAGAUGCAGAAAGCUGUGGAGGAAACAGCUUCUGAGACCAAGAAGGAUGAAGCCUUGGAUGGAGAUGAGGUGGAAAAGGAUGACUUGGAUGGAGAGUCCAUGGAAGAGGAAGAUCUGGAAGAAGAUGAAAUUGAAGAAAUCCAUCCCCCACAGGAGAUGGAAGAUGAGCCCAAGAAGAAAGGCAGCCGAGUGGCCGAAGCUUUGGUCGCCCAGCCGGAGAAGAAGGAGAUCAAAAAGCCCAAGAAGACCGAGAAGAAGACUGAUGAGGAGGAAGCAGAGGAGGAGAUUGAGAAAGAAGAUGACACAGAGGAGGAAUAUGAGGUUGAAGAAGAGAAGCCAGCAACAAAGAAAAACAAGAACAAGACCAAGGAGUCAGCAAAGACAAAGGAGGAUGAGCCAAAGAAGAAAGCCAGCCGAGUGGCCCAAGCUUUGGUCGCCAAGCAGGAGAAGAAGGAUAUCAGAAAGCCCAAGAAGACCGAGAAGAAGAGUGAUGAGGAGGAAGCAGAGGAGGCGAUUGAGAAAGAAGAUGACAAAGAGGAUGAAUCUGAGGUUGAAGAAGAGAAGCCAGCAGCAAAGAAAAGUAAGAGAGAGACACAGGAGACAGCAAAGAAGGGUGAGGAUGAGCCCCAGAAAAGCCGGGCCAGCAAAGCAGCAAAGUAUGUGGCCAAGGCCAUUGCCAAGAAGAAAGUGUCAAAGAAGAAGGAAACCGAGGGUGAUGGUUGCCUGGACUCAGAAGAGGAGUCCUCGUCGAAGUCAGAUCGCCCAGAGGAAUCGGACAUGGAUGAGGAACCUACAAGCAAAAAGCGCCCAAAGACUAAGGAAGAAAAAGACCCUAAGAAUGCGAAGACUCAGCCAAAGAAAAGAAAGGUGGAGAAGCAGCAGCAGCAGCAGCCUGGCACUUCCAGCAAGCCCAGCAAGCCCAGCAUAGCAGCGCGCGCUUUGGGAUUGGCAGAACGCAUCAAGCUCAGGCAGUCUGUCCCCAAAGCCAAGGCAAAGAGCCAGGCAGCCAAGACCAAAGAGGAUGAGGAAGAGAAGUCAGGGAGUGGAUCUGAGGCUGAGACUUCAGUCAUGGGGGAGGCCCGCACCAGAGCGAAGGCCAAGGCAAAGGCAGCAGCAUCAGCAACUUCUGGGUCUAAGGACAAGGCCCUAAUGGGAAGCUUUCAUUCCUUUCUCAAGUCUGAGAUCGCAGCUCUGGCAGAGAAGCACCCGGAGAUGUCCGGCAAAGACCGCUUGGCUUUGGCACGCAAAACGUGGCGCACCCAUCCGAAUCGAGUGAAGGUGAUGGAAGGGAUGAGCAAAGGUCAGUUGUCUCGUCGCCGACUGAAGCUCACUGAGGCCAAGACCACAGUGGACACCGAAAAGUCUUCGUGGAAGAAGUUGCUGGAUGAAUUUGAAGAGGAGGGCCACAGUGAUCUACACAUAAACGGUCACGACCUUCACAAAACCACUGAAGCAGAGACAGGUCGUCAAAAGAAAAAGGAUGCAAAAGCGAAGGCUUUAGGGAGCCAAUCGUGCCAGCAAGCCUUACCUUCUCAGUCCUCUACUUGUGAGAUUGUUGCAUGGGAUCCUUAUGAAAGCCCUGACCCAAAAAACAUUGCCAAUCAGACUACAGAACCUGAAGAAAACAAGAAAGCUGAAACCGAACAGUGGGCAGCAUUACUCCCGCAGAAAAAUGUCUUAUGUGGCAUGUGCCUUUAUGCAGCGUUGCAAUCAGAGAAAGGAGAAGAACAACCUCCCAAAAUCCAAAAGGCCUUGAAUGAGACGGCACGUCGUUACUGGGAGACUGGGUACAAGGAAAUGGAAAAAUUGACCCUGGAAAGCUACGCUUUGGGUUGCUUGGCUUGUAGCUAA
This is a messenger RNA of Cladocopium goreaui, 3999 nucleotides long. The record is from the annotation of a GenBank genome assembly. Lineage: Eukaryota; Dinophyceae; Suessiales; Symbiodiniaceae.